This is a messenger RNA of Hemicordylus capensis (graceful crag lizard), 646 nucleotides long. RefSeq names its product vitelline membrane outer layer protein 1 homolog. The transcript is spliced from 3 exons. The record is from RefSeq and is a predicted model, not a curated record. NCBI's taxonomy places the organism in Eukaryota, Metazoa, Chordata, Lepidosauria, Squamata, Cordylidae. Bases 20 to 631 code for a protein of 203 amino acids.
UUCACCCCACUUCUGCAAAAUGCAGUCUCUUGCUGUUGUCCUUUUCCUUUCGUUUGUGCAUCUCACAUCUGCCUUGGACAAAAUAUUUGUCAGUGCUAAUGGCACCUUUGCAGUCAGAAAGAGUUACAGCACAAUAACUGUCAGUAAUGGAGGAUCUUGGGGGUACUGGACAUGGAUUGAUAAGUGUCCAGAACAAUCAUAUGCCAUUGGAUUUAGUAUAAAGGUGGAAGAGUAUAGAGGAGCAAGUGAUGACACGUCACUCAAUGGAAUCCGUCUGUUCUGUUCAAGUAAUGACAACAUUAUGUAUACUGUUGAAUCUGAAACUGGAGAGUUUGGGCACUGGUCAGGUAUUAUAUGGUGUCCAAAAGACAGCAUUUUACAAUCCUUUCAGCUGAAAGUUGAACCGCCACAGGGAGCUGGAGAUGACACAGCAGUCAACAACAUCAGAUUCCGUUGUACCAAAGGUGCUAUCCUAGAAACAGCUGGUGGUAGCUUUGGUAAUUACGAUGCGUGGAGUGCAGCAUGUAAUGCAGGUGGAAUUUGUGGCAUUCAGACCAAGCAGGAGCCAUAUGGGGGCUUUUUUGUUGAUGAUACAGCAUUAAAUGAUGUUCGCCUCCUCUGUUGUCAAUAAAUUAUGUUGACUCUA